Molecule: messenger RNA, 2304 nt
Organism: Trichoderma gamsii
Lineage: Eukaryota; Fungi; Ascomycota; Sordariomycetes; Hypocreales; Hypocreaceae
Exons: 1
Coding region: 1-2304 (767 amino acids)
Molecular function (GO): protein binding
Source: RefSeq, a predicted model, not a curated record
AUGUCCUUACCGAAACCCCCCUCGUCUUUGGACGGCUCGUGCUCUGUUAUUUUUGACAACACGCUUUAUUCAUACUCACCUCAAGGAUUCUUGUCCCUGUCUCUGGAAAGCGGCGCGGAAUGGAAGAAGCUACCUCAGGGAGUGGCAGUGACUGGAGGGGCUUGCGUCGAGACCAACCCCAAUGAUGCUGCCAAUGCCGCACUCUUCAUUGUUGGAGGAACCGCUGCAGGCGACUAUAACGGACUCCAAAAGUACACAUUUUCAACAGGCAACUGGACAACCAUCACCCCUUCGGUUCCGGUCACGCAGAAUCGUUUACACCACGGAGCCACCUACAUCCAGGCCGACGAUGUCAUCUUGGUGUACGCCGGUAGCCAAGACGGUAGCACUGGUCCCUCCUCACAAACAUUCACCAUCCAGGCUUCUGAGCCGUACGCAGCUCGUUCGUUUCAAUCCAGCGCCACGCCCGCUAUUUCUCCCUUCCUUACGAGCUGGACCAACAGUGAUGCUGCCAUGAUGAGCGGCGAUGGCGUCGACGGUAACAUCUACUGGUUCAACCCUCAAGCCGGCUGGAGAUAUUCUGGUGCUGGCUUGUCCAAGCCACUCAACACAGGCUCUGGCUCGGUAACCGCCGCACUGGUUUCUGGAGAUGAUGGGUCCAAGAGUCUCUAUACUUUUGACUUGUCACAGUCUCCCAACGCCGUCACCCGCACCAUCGUGCAAGAUGCUGCCGGCAAUCCCCUCCCCAGCUCUGCUCCUAUUGCUGCACGAAGCAUCGAGCAACGCGGUUUGACCCUGGGCAACUGGCCUGACUACAACUCAACAUUGGCCCCCACUACUACUCGAACAAAUUUCGCCGUGGCCCAGGCACCUGACGGCACUGUAGUCUUUUCUGGUGGAAACGACCAGGUUCCACUUGCUAUUUUCAAUGCCGACAAGAACGGCUGGGUCGAUGCCAAAGCUCUGUUGGAUGAUCAGCAGAUUUCUAUCCAAGAUAUCUCUUCCUCAUCAACAACUCCGGCGUCGAAGACCAAGACGACCUCUAGCGCGCGACACACGUCGACAACACACUCUACCUCGACCGCGACUACGGAUUCUCCUUCGACAACUGGUUCGUUUACCGGCUCAUUCACCGGCACUGCAACGGGAACUGCAGCCCCUGGUAUAUCCGACUUGUCUGUCCCUGCCCUCCCAACUGGUACUGGCAGUGCAAGCGACGACUCCGGUCCUAGCUCCAACGCAAUUCUUGGUAUCACUCUCGGAACCAUUGCUGGAUUCCUCGCGCUUCUUGGUCUUAUUCUUCUCCUUCUUCGCUGCCGCAGAAGGCAGCAGCUCCACCCUGAAACAGGAAAGCCAAAGACGCCUCCUAUCAACGAGAAGAGCAAUGCUGUCUUUGCGCAGAGCACGUUUGCGAAAGGCACUCUUCCCCCGCAAGUGGCAAAGCAGUUCAAAGGCCAUCAACACACGGCAUCUUCAGAGUCAACCUCUUCAAUGGCGAUUUUGAUGGGCCGCGUGGGCCAGCACAAGCCACAAAAGCUUAGCAACGACUUCAAGAGCCAGAUUAGCAAGCCUAUUCUCCAACCACAGCAAGCCCCUAUUCUUUCUGUUACUGACGAGAAGGGCGAUCCUUUUGAAGAUUCAGCCGCUGAGCUUCGACCUCAAGAAGGACUUGCAGGAGCAGAUGAUGGCACUCGAAGAAGUUCGGGCUGGAAUAAAUACUGGUCAGGGGGAAGUGCGCUGAACAUUCUCGGAUAUGGAGCGCCACAGCCACCUGCACAAGCAUCUGCACCCGCCGCACCCGCACAAGCAUCCGCACAGAGAGCCACGGUUGUAUCGGACCGAAGCUCCCACUACUCACAAUCUCACUUCUCACAAGCACCUACCACACGUAAUGUCAGAGCAACGCAAGAUUCAGCCACGGUUCCGCCUCUUAACUUUGAAGCCCCUCCUGGGAUGAACAGAGUCAAUACAGGAAGCCCAGUCGUUUCAUCCUACCCGGAUAUUCCUUGGAAAGAAGGCAUGUCCGGAAAGAUUGAGCGACCUGUCUCAGCGGUCUCGGCACUGUCAGCAACAUCGUCAGGCUAUUCGAGUGGAAUCCCCGAGAGCAUCCAAGAGUCGUGGGAUCCCACGCAUGCUGGAAAGUCAUGGGGUGCCAACCGGGCCCCGAGCAGUGCAUAUGCUCCCAGCAUAGUAUCCAGCGCUCAGCCCCAAGGACUGGGCGUGAGCAAGCAACCUAAGCUUGCCACGGCGUCGACAUCAAAUGACAUGAGCUGGCUCAACCUUGGUGAGAAUUCACGGGUGUGA